Molecule: messenger RNA, 790 nt
Organism: Galeopterus variegatus (Sunda flying lemur)
Lineage: Eukaryota; Metazoa; Chordata; Mammalia; Dermoptera; Cynocephalidae
Gene: CLXN
Product: EF-hand calcium binding domain 1
Exons: 4
Coding region: 372-731 (119 amino acids)
Molecular function (GO): calcium ion binding
Source: RefSeq, a predicted model, not a curated record
CAUAAAUAUAAGUUGUGGUGUGUAUAAGCAUCUUAACAUUCUUACAAAAAAAAGCAUUCUGUAAUUUAAAGUAUUAUUAUGGUUAUUAUAAUCUGAUAAGGGUUUUGGUGUGUGGUUGUUUAUCUUAAAAUACUUUCGUUUCUAGGAAAAGACCAGAUAUUCUUAAAACACCUAGUAAAAAUUUUUGAUAAAUACUCAAACAAUGGAAUAACUGCUGUACACAAUACUGAAUACGAUUUAGUUCCUGUACUAAGUAAGUUUAUAAUGCAUUGUGAACAUUCUGUGAACAAUCGAAAGUUAAUAAAUUUGAAGUGAACUGUCUUAUAAAGCUUUUUUAUAGCUUGGUGGGAGAUGUGGUAGAGCGACCAGGUAUGGUCAUUGGACUAGAUCGUAAUGCAUUUCGAAACAUCCUGCAUGUGAGAUUUGGAAUGACAGAUGACAUGAUUAUGGACAGAGUAUUUCGAGGUUUUGAUAAAGACAAUGAUGGCUAUGUAAAUGUAUCAGAGUGGAUUAAUGGAUUAUCACUGUUUCUUCGAGGAUCUUUAGAAGAAAAAAUGAAAUAUUGCUUCGAAGUGUUUGAUUUAAACGGUGACGGAUUCAUUUCAAAGGAGGAGAUGUUUCACAUGCUGAAGAACAGCCUUCUCAAACAGCCCUCUGAAGAGGACUCCGAUGAAGGCACCAAGGACCUGGUUGAAAUAACACUGAAGAAAAUGGCGAGUAUGGGUCUUUGAGAGUUUUAUAUUGACGUUUAUAGGCCACAUAUGGAAUAGAAAUAAGAAUUCAAAUUAUG